UUUUCCCUCGUGUCACCCUCAACCUCCCUCUCUCUAUACUUGAAGGCUGAAGCUAUAAAAAGAUGUUAAAAAGAAGCCUCUAAUUUCUCAAACAAAAAUUCUCAUGCCCGCUUAAAGGCUCCCAUUUUCUGUGACUCUGUCUGCUUCUCUCUCAUUCUUUCUCGCUCUAAAACAAUUUUGAGAAGAAGAAGAUUGAAGAAGACAAAGCCACACACCUUCACUUUCUUUUUUCUUUUACAUCUCCCAAUUUUCAACUCCAAAAUACCAUUUAAACAGAAGAAGCAGAAGAAAGAUACAGUACUCUCCAAGAAAGUUGUAAAUAACAUAUACAUUUUAAAUUUUUCUUGGAAGGUGCAUUUAUUUAUUUUCACCCGGACCUCAACUCGUUUGAAAUUAAAUGAUUGCCUUACCGGUAAGGCAGAGGAGAAAAAGGUCUAUCUCGGCCAGUUUGCCGGUGCGUUGAAAAUCCAAACCGGCUCAAAGAAUGAUUAUUGCCAUUUAACCCUGCUUUUCGCGAGAAAAGAAGUCGUCCUUACGGAUUUCCAUUUCUUUCAGAAAGUUAAUUAAUGAGGUGUAAGAAGCAUCUAGCCGACGCUAGUAGUAGCGUCGGUAUUUGUGCUUCGUGUCUGCGCGAACGGCUAUUUGCUGUGAUCGCGGCGGAGGAACAAGCACAAGCACAAACUCAUUAUAAACAUUAUGAGGCAAUUCAAAUACAGGAAGACCACCGGGAAAGAGUCACCAAUCCUCCGCCUCUAGCGUUUCCUCGCUCCGUUUCGCCGUAUAUUUCUCGCCGGAAAUCUGAUUCUACGCCCUUUCAAUUCCAGCAAUAUUCAUUUCAUGGAGUUCCAGAUCAAAGAUUUUUCAGUACUCCACAUGUGGGUCCCAACGGAAAAACAAUAACUGCUGCCACCUCGCAUAAGAAGAAGAGUUUCAAAUUUCCUUUGUUAUCGGGUCUGUUUAGAUCCGGGUCGAGUAAACCGGGGUCGGAUCCUAGGGUUUCAAAUUCUGGAGAUUAUUACCCCGCAUCGUCGUCUUCAUCACCGUCGUGGUUCUCCGGUUUUCUGCCCAUUCGCCGUAAAAAGCAAUCACGGACGUUUUCAUUGGACGAAUCGACGAUCGAAGGUAAACGGAGGAUUUGCCGGGACCACGAUCGAGGAAUGUCUCCGGCGCGAUGCACCGACGAGGAGGAAGACGAGAAUAUCCACGGCGGAUCGAGCGGGUACUCAUCGGAGACUCCGAGGAGAAAACCGGCCGCUCAACUUGGCCGGAGAACCGGCGGGAAGUCGGGUCAUAACCGGAGCUUCUCUGGGAUGGCGUUUUGCUUGAGCCCGUUGGUACGUGCGAGUCCGGCGAAGCCUCAACUGUCAAAUGCGACGUCAUUUUGCAAGAAUAGAUCGAGGAAGCUUGUAGAUUUCGGGAGGUUAAAUCCCAACCGUUAAAUUGCACUCGUGGAUAUUUGACCAACUUGACAACAUACGAUAAAAGUACGGUUUCGCCCUUGAUUUCUUAUAUGCCGUCAGUACAGUACUUUUACGUGAACCUAUUUCCUUUUUAGUUGGUAUCAAAAAUAAUGAUCUCUUUCUA
Nicotiana attenuata is the source of this 1584-nucleotide messenger RNA. RefSeq lists its product as uncharacterized. The transcript has a single exon. Lineage: Eukaryota; Viridiplantae; Streptophyta; Magnoliopsida; Solanales; Solanaceae. The coding region runs from base 567 to 1439 and encodes 290 amino acids. The record is from RefSeq and is a predicted model, not a curated record.